Molecule: messenger RNA, 1681 nt
Organism: Dromaius novaehollandiae (emu)
Lineage: Eukaryota; Metazoa; Chordata; Aves; Casuariiformes; Dromaiidae
Product: meiotic recombination protein REC8 homolog
Exons: 9
Coding region: 1-711 (236 amino acids)
Source: RefSeq, a predicted model, not a curated record
AUGUGGGGCAGUAGCAAUGCCCCCCCCCGCCGCCGCCCCCCCCUCCUCGACCUCCAGCCCCAGCUGCCGCCCGAGACGCUGCGAGCGCAACUGCUGCUGCCCCACGGCCACUGCCGCCCCCUGGUGCUGCUGGAGCCCCCCGCGAAGAGGCGCCGGAGCCCCGCUGAGCUGCUGCGCGCCCCGACCUGCGGUUGGCUCCCCCCGGAGCUGGAGCCGCUGUGGAGCCGCUGCGCCCGCCCGGGGCCCCCCGUGGCCCCGCCCCCCCCGGAGAUCCCCAGCGAGGUCGAGGUGCCGCGUGAGGCGCUGGAGCCCAGCAUCCCGGCGCUGCCCGUCUCGGAGAUCUCCCUGGAGGUGACGGAGGAGGAGCUGCGGCCCCGGCUGCCCCCCCCCGAGGAGCGGCGCCCCCCGGCGCCUCCCGCCCCCCCGGCGCUGCCCGAGGUCCCCGAGGGGCCCGAACCCGAACUGCCGCCCGGCCCCGCCCCCAGCAUGGCCGACCUGCGCAGGCAGGUGCUGGCGGAGCUCUCCCGCACCGGGGGGGCAGCUCUGACCUCGCUGCUGCCCCCCGGCGCCGCCCGGGACCUCGUCAGCCGCCUCUUCGCCCUGCUGCUGGAGCUCUGCGGCGCCCGGGUCGUGCGGCUGGAGCAGGCCCGGCCCUACGGCCCCAUCGCCGUGGGGCUGGGCCCCCGCUUCCCCCACCCGGCGCCGCGCUGAGGGGCGGGGCUGCCCCACGGACGCCCCACGGACGCCCCACGGACACGCCAAGCCCGGACCCACGGAUACGCCAAGCUCAGCCCCACGGACACGUCAAUCGCAGCCCCAUAGAUACGUCAAUCCCGGCCCCACGGACGCGCCAGGAUCGGCCUCACGGACACGUCAGUCCCAGCCCCAUAGAUACGUCAAUCCCGGCCCCAUGGAGGCCCCACGGACAGGUCAGUCCCAGCCCCACAGCGACGCCAUGGACACGUCAAUCCCGGCCCCAUAGAAACGUCAAUCGCAGCCCCAUGGAUGCGUCAAUCCUGGCCCCACGGACACGUCAGUCCCAGCCCCACGGCGACGCCAUGGACACGUCAAUCCCAGCCCCAUAGAUACGUCAGUCGCAGCCCCAUGGAUGCGUCAAUCCUGGCCCCAUGGAGGCCCCACGGACAGGUCAGUCCCAGCCCCACAGAUGCACCAGGAUCGGCCCCACGGACACGUCAAUCCCGGCCCCACGGCGACUCCAUGGACACGUCAAUCCCGGCCCCACGGAUACAUCAGUCCCAGCCCCACGGAAGCCCCACAGACAUGUCAGUCCCGGCCCCAUAGAUACGUCAAUCCCGGCCCCAUGGAGACACCACGGACACGUCACUCCCGGCCCCACGGACGCGUCAGUCCCGGCCCCACGGACAGGCAAGCGACACCCCCGGCCGCUCCGCGACCCCUUUAUUGCCCCGGCGCCGCGGCGACCUCGCGCUGACGUCAGGAGCCUCCCGGCGACGGGGCGGUGACGGUGUCCUGCCGGCAACAGCGUGACGUCACCGCUGGCCCCGCCCCCCCCGGUGACAUCAGCCGUCACCGGGAGGACCAAGGACCCGACCCGGGGAGGGCGCGUGGGGGGGGUUGGGGGCCUCCGGUUGUACUUUGGGGCUGUUCCCGGGGCGUCCGGUUGUGCUUUGGGGGCGCAAAGCUGUACUUCACGGGUGUU